Molecule: messenger RNA, 1123 nt
Organism: Caenorhabditis sp. 36 PRJEB53466
Lineage: Eukaryota; Metazoa; Nematoda; Chromadorea; Rhabditida; Rhabditidae
Source: the annotation of a GenBank genome assembly
AUGAAUCGUCUGCUCGAGUACGGUUCCGUCGAGUCGAUUCCCUUCUACAACUGCAGCUGGAAGACCCAAUCCGAGUGGUUCGAGACAGGAUUACGACGCCCGUGGCUCGGAUAUUCCACUAUACCGUUCGGCGUACUCAUUGAAAUGAUAUAUAUUCUAGUUGUGUACAUUAUUUUCAAAACCAAACUGAUCCGUUACCCUUGCUACAAGAUUAUUGUCCUACUGGCAAUUGUGGACAUGACUGCUACAGGUUUCCAAUAUCUGUUGAAAGUGAGAUUAAAGUAGACGUUUCAGUGUGCAGUUGUCUAAUCAGUGGGCCGCUUUACAUCCAAGGCGCCGUUUUCUGCUCUUAUCCCACUUUUCUGUACAUGAUCGGAACGAUUGCUCUUGGUUUGUAUUCACGGCUUUUUCAUUCCGGCAUUCUUUUCCUUUACAGCCGUGUGGUGCACCUCUUGUGCGUGCACCUUUUGCCUCUUCCUAAACCGUAUCGUCAACAUCACACUUCCGCAAUACUCGGACGUGAUCGAAGCGAAACUCGCGUACGCCUCCAUUCUCGCCUGCAUCUUUUAUUUUUUCUACCUGGUCGUGUUCACCCCCACAGUCUGCUUCAACUCGCUCAUAAUGGCCUGGUUGCCGGAUCCGUUUUCCGAACGAGAGCAGAGUGAGGCAGCCGCCGACUACUACCGUAAUACCAUUCAAGCGUGGAACAACUGGAUCUUCGUUAGCAGCAUGAUUGUAUUCUAUGGCAUUUACUUUGUAAAGGUCAAGAAAAUAGCGAGAGGACAAAAUUCUAAAGCUUCAAUGGCGGUAAUCAGAGGGGAGUCUAGACUCAUUUGAAAACAAUAAUAUCAUCCAGAUCUUCGUCCAAUGCGCCAUAAUCUGCUUCUUCAACACCAUCUGUGCUCUCGUCUACAAUUCGUUCACUCUGAUCACUCCUGCUCCGUGGAUUUUGCUUGUUGGCCAAGUAUUUUGGAGUAUUAAUCAUGGAUGUCCGGCUCUCAUUUAUAUAACUAUGAAUGAGACAAUUAAAAAAGAGUUCAAACGAUUGGUGUUUGGCAUUGCUUAUACUCGCAAGAUUGAGGAUACCAAUUCUACUACAAACCCAACGAGAUCGAAGAUUUGA